Molecule: messenger RNA, 485 nt
Organism: Paramecium sonneborni
Lineage: Eukaryota; Ciliophora; Oligohymenophorea; Peniculida; Parameciidae
Source: the annotation of a GenBank genome assembly
UAAUGAGUUACGAAGCUUGUGACUUAUAAACAGAUUCAAGAUAUCCAUUUGAUCCAAGAGCAAAUGCAUUUGAAUUAGCUAAGAUAGAGAGUAUUCGAAGAAAAUAACAUCCAUUAAUAUUGAUAACUAGUAUUAAAUCAAGUGGAGUCCAUUAUUUUAUUGGUCCAUCAAAAUCAUAUUCAAAUGAAUAUCCAAAAGAAUUGGAACCAUUUAUAACAAAAGAUGAUUUUGAAAUCUUUAUUAAUGAGGUAAAUGAUGUUAUAGUUAAAUAUUGGCCAUGUUUUUUCACUUUUAUUUUAGCAUUCGCAUUUUCAGUUGUUACUUGUUUUUUAAGUCUAUAUUUACCUAGAGUUUGCAUUGAAGAUGUUCAAAGAUUUUUAGGUUAUGUUUUAGAAAGAUGGAACGAAACUUGGGAAGAAAAGGGUAUUAAAGUGGAAUACAAAAGAAACCUCUUAAAUAGUGAAUUAUAAUUUUAUAAAUUAUGA